AUGGAUCAACAACAAUUCUUAGAGCUCUUACAGGGCGUUCAGAUUCCUGAUACGGAGCGUGUCAAGGCAGCAACCACAGAAUUACGAAAGAACUAUUACCCAAACCCAGAAUCCCUUCUCUGGCUCAUCGAGAUCUUCAUCGCUCAUGGAGAUCAAGCCAUUAGACAACAAGCCGCCGUCGAGGCUCAACGCUUGGUCAAGAAGCACUGGAAAAAUAUUUCCGAUGCCCAAAAACAACAAAUCCGAGAACAACUCCUACAAAAGACACUGAACGAGGAGGUCAAAUUGGUUAGACACUCCGGUGCUCGUGUCAUUGCCGCUAUCGCAGGCCAAGAUAUCGAGAACGGACAAUGGGCCAACCUUCCAGAUACUCUUGCACAAGCCGCAAGCUCUCCUCAAGUCUCACAUCGUGAGGUCGGAGUUUUCAUUCUCUUUACCUUACUCGAGACUGCUUCACCAUACUUCGCCGAGCAAACUGCUGUUUUGUUCUCCAUUCUCAGCAAAACCAUUCACGACCAAGAGAGCACUGAUGUUAGAAUCAACACUUUGAUCUGCCUUGGUGCCGUUGCUACCAUGAUCGAGCCGGAUGAGGACCCAGAAAGUUUGAAACUCUUCCUUGAAAUCUUCCCACAAAUGGUCAUUGUCUUGAAGAACUUCAUUGAUUCCAAGGAGGAGGACCGCACUGUACAAGCUUUCGAGGUUUUCCAAACUUUGUUAGGUUGUGAAUCAGCAUUGAUCGCACCUCACUUCAGAGACCUCUGCAACUUCAUGCUUGAGGUUGCCUCGAAUACCAACAACGAAAACGACGCCAGAACUCAAGCUUUAUCUUUCAUCAUGCAAUGCACCAGAUAUAGAAAGAUGAAGAUUCAAGGCACCAAGGAUUUGGGUGAGAAGAUCACCAUGACCAGCAUGCAAAUCGCUACCGAGCUCGAGGACGACGAUGAUGAGGACGAUGAGACUUCUCCAGCUCGUUCUGCAUUGGGUCUUCUAAGUUUACUUGCAGAAAGCUUGCCACCCCGUCAAGUUAUCGUUCCACUUCUCAAUGCUCUUCCACAAUUCUCCAACCACCAAGACCCAAGAUACCGUCAAGCUGGUAUCCUUGCACUCGGUAUGUGUGUUGAAGGUGCACCGGAUUUCGUCGGCACUCAAAUGGAUAGUUUCUUACCCAUUGUCUUCAAACUGCUCGAGGACCCAGAAAGUGGUGUCAGACAUGCAGCUCUCAACGGUGUUGCAAGAUUGGCAGAUGAUCUUGCCGAAGAUCUUCAAAGCACUCACGAGCACCUCAUCCCUGCUCUUCUCAAGAACCUUGAUGCUGCUAUGCAAUAUGCAGCUGGUGGAAAUAACGACAAGCAAACUCUUGAUACCAUGAAGGCAUCAUGUGGUGCUUUGGACUCCUUGACUGAGGGUAUGGAUCAAGAAAUUGUCAAGAACUACCUCCCAACUCUUGUCCCACGUCUUACUCAAUUGUUAGACCACCCAGAUGUUGGUGUCAAAUCUGCUGCCGCAAGUGCUAUCGGUUCUCUUGCUAGCUCCGCCGAAAAGGAAUUCCUUCCAUUCUUCAAGGAUACCAUUGAAAAACUGGCUCAAUUUGUUGAAUUGAAGUCGAGCAAUGAUGAACUUGAUCUCCGUGCUACUGUCUGUGACUCCAUUGGUAGCAUGGCAUCAGCUGUCGGUGCUCAAGUCUUCCAACCUUAUGUCAAGCCAUUGAUGCAGGCAAGUGAAGAAGCUUUACAUCUCGACCAUCCACGUCUCAAGGAAACCAGUUACAUUCUCUGGAGUACCUUGGCAAAGGUUUACGAGGAGGAAUUCACACCUUUCCUUGAGGGAGUCGUCACUGCUUUGGCUGCAUGCUUGGACCAGGAAGAAGACAACCUUGAGGUUGAGCUUGGUGAGCAUGCUCAAGACUUGCUUGGCCAAGAGGUCAUUCUCGCUGGAAAGAAGGUCAAGGUUGCUGGUGCCACAGAUGUUGAGGAGGCCGAUGACAUGGAUGACGAUGAUGAUGAUGAAGACUGGGAUGAUCUCACCGCAGUUACCGCCGUUGCAAUGGAGAAGGAAGUCGCCGUCGAAGUCAUUGGUGAUAUCCUUACACAUACUCGUCAACACUACAUGCCUUACUUUGAGAGAACCAUCGAGGCUAUCUCUCCAUUGGUUGAACAUUCUUACGAAGGUGUUAGAAAGACUGCCAUCAGCACAAUGUGGAGAGCAUACGCUUGCCUUUACAGCAUGAUGGAAGACAAGACCGGAACAAAGUGGACUCCUGGUUUGCCUUUGGCAAUUGAGCCAACUCCUGAGUUGGUCAGAAUGGGAGAAAUUGUCACAACUGCUACAAUGUCUCUCUGGGAAGAUGAAUAUGAUCGUGGUGUUGUUACUGAUAUCAACCGCAACGUUGCUUCUACAUUGAAGCUUUGCGGGCCAGCUAUUUUGGCUCAACCAAACUUUGCUGAAUCCAUCAAAAACGUCAUCUUCAGCGUCAUCAUGCGUCUUCACCCUUGUCAACAAGAUCUUGGUGAUGAACUUGAGUCACCUGAUGAGGAAGAUGCUGAAUCUUCCGAAUAUGAUUGGCUCGUCAUAGAUACCGCUCUCGACCUUGCUUCAAACCUCGCUCUCGCCCUUGGAGCUCAAUUUGCCGAGAUUUUCAAGGAGUUCGAGAAGCCACUCAAGAAGUUUGCUUCUUCCAACACUCCAUUCGAGAGAUCUACCGCCAUUGGCGUCAUUGCUGAAAUCACUGGCCACAUGGGAUCAGCCAUUACCCCAUUCACUGCAUCCCUCUUGCCAGUUCUCCUCAAACGUCUCUCUGAUACCGACCCCGAGGCAAAGUCAAAUGCCGCAUAUGGUACCGGUCUCUUGAUCUUCCACUCCCAAGAUAGCGCCACUUACCUCCCAUCAUACAACAACAUCCUGAGCAAACUGGAGCCUUUACUUCAGACCAACCACGCCCGCUCCAUUGAUAACGCCUGUGGAUGCGUCUCCCGUAUGAUUAUGGCCCACCAAGAUGCUGUUCCACUCAACGAUAUUCUCCCAGUGAUGGCUGGAUUAUUACCUCUCAAGGAAGAUUACGAAGAGAAUGAGCCAAUCUUUGAAAUGAUUGCUGGACUUUACAGUCAAAGCAACCAAACAAUUUUGCAACUCACUCCAAAAUUGAUUCCAGUAUUCGCUGCCGUCCUUGGUGAGCCAGUCGAACAAUUGGAGAUUGAAACUAGAGAGAAGGUCAAGGGUGUUGUUAAGUUCAUUGGUGGAAGUCACCCAGAACUGUUGAACGGACACCCAUCAUUGCAAAACUUGUAA
Molecule: messenger RNA, 3285 nt
Organism: Botrytis porri
Lineage: Eukaryota; Fungi; Ascomycota; Leotiomycetes; Helotiales; Sclerotiniaceae
Exons: 3
Coding region: 1-3285 (1094 amino acids)
Biological process (GO): protein import into nucleus
Cellular component (GO): nucleus; cytoplasm
Molecular function (GO): small GTPase binding; nuclear import signal receptor activity
Source: RefSeq, a predicted model, not a curated record